GGAGGGGGCGGAGCUGAGCGUGCGCACGGUGGAGGCGCGCCGCUGACUGCCGUUGAAAGAUGGCGACAGUCACCGAGCUGAAGGCCGUUUUAAAGGACACCUUGGAAAAAAAGGGAGUACUAGGGAAUUUAAGAGCAAGGAUCCGAGCUGAAGUUUUCAACGCCCUAGAUGAUGACAGUGAACCCCGACCAUCAUUGUCUCAUGAAAACCUUCUCAUUAAUGAAUUAAUUCGGGAGUAUUUAGAAUUCAACAAAUAUAAGUAUACAGCAUCCGUCCUCAUAGCAGAAUCUGGCCAACCUGUAGUUCCACUGGACAGACAAUUUCUCAUUCGUGAACUAAAUGCAUUUGAAGAAUCAAAGGAUAAUACAAUACCUCUUUUAUACGGAAUUUUAGCUCAUUUCUUGCGUGGAACCAAGGAUGGCAUCCAGAAUGCACUUUUGAAAGGGCCUUCACUUCAGCCUCUAAACCCAAAUCUUGGCAAACAACCUAGUAGAAGAAAGCAAAUGGAUGAUCACCUAAGAAAGGAGGAGGGGAGAAGUACUAAUAUUGAAGAUCUUCAUAUUUCUCAAGCAGUAAAUAGAUGACACUUCCAUUUGGGAUAUCUUUUAUCUUACAAUUGUGUGUAUUAAAUAACUUAUUUAUUGUCCCAAUGUUACCACAAUGCACCACUAAUAUUUGUACUUUGUAGAAAUUUGAGUUUCUGCAAAACAUUUAGCCCCUCAUGUUUGACUGCAUUUGUGAAUAAAAGCUAACUGUCAUCAGGCUUAUUGGAUUUGACUUGAAAGAAAAUGUAUUAUUUUUAGGAAGUAUUUUAAAGGUUCUUACAUUUGUAGGAAAUGAAAGGGCUUUUUAGUACUCUGUACAUUUUUCUAAAAUAAUAUAUAGGUCUCUAUAAUCAUAUACUCUGCUCUUUGACAUGGCACAUUAAUUAAAUUCUCUUCAGCUGGAAUUAUGUGGCUUUAUAAAAACAUUCAAGUUUUAAAAAAACAUUAAAACCAGAAAAAAACUGUAAUUCCAUAAAGUUUGAUUUUUUAUUAACUACCUUUUUUCAGAUAACGAUUUAUAAUUAGGUCUAAAUAUCUGAGGUACUAUCUACAGUUGAACUUUUAAGCUAGAUAACAAUCUACUUUUUCUUUCCUUAGACCGUCUUGGCUUCUACUGGAAGAUUUAAUUAAAAGGUAGGGGGAGAAGUAAUUCUUUCAAUUUUGCUGUAAGUGAAACAAAGAGUUUAUUUUAUUAUAUAAAGAAUGUGGAAUAAGCAUGAAGAGACAGGCUUUGGGAGAAAUACCGGAAAGUGACUUGUAAAAGGUGGCAUUGUCUAACCUCUGUGUGGCCUUCAGCCGUGCAGUUACAGACGCGCCAGGAAAGGGCCAGCCCUCUAGUGUUUGGGCUCUGAAAGUCUUACUAAAUGUUAGUUUUAUUCUUGGGGUAGAAACUAGUAAGAGCUAUUACAGUGCUAUCUCUAAAAUGCCACUCUGAUAUUUAUUAAAGACAUUUUUAUAAUGUAGAGUCUACAGACUCAUUUCUUUGAAAACAACUGACUAUUAUAGUAGACAGCUCCCGAUUGGCAAGUCAUUUGGCAUAUUCAGAAUAAAACUUUGCAUGGGCAACUGUAUACUGAGAACAUUUAGCUUAAGUGAUUUCCAUAGGGAAGAGUGAUAAGGGCUGUAGUUAGCAAGACUGCUGUUCUCUUCAUGGUGUUAAUUCUCUGUGCUGUCUUUGCAAAUUGUUGAAACUUUUGACUUUAUAUUUGGUGAUGCUAAUCAGUGUACACUCCUUACAGAUUAACCAAUAAUUUUUAUCUAAAUAUGGAAAAUUAUUAAUGAAAUCCCUUUAAACCAUACUUAACAAGUCAAGAUUUUGAGAGGCCCUGGUGGUGGGUUAAAAUUAUAGAGAGAGAUGCAGAAGUAUUAUAAGGGACCAUUUUCCAUUUUUAAAUCUUAAAUAUCUGAUUACAAUUAUGAAUUCCAUUAUAUUGUAUGUGGGAAUAUAAAUAUCUGAAUUCUCCCAGGAGACUCGGUUUGUAUCCAGGGAUGUUGGCAGUGGACACUAAGUUUACCUCAGGGAUUUUAAUCAUGUAGGACUAGAUUAAGGAAAAAUGCUAGAGUUUAUAAUUUUGGAUACUGAUAUAAAAUCAAAAUGGAAGCUAAACAGAAUUGUCACAUGUAGGCCAUAGUGCUUUCGUAUGUAUUAUUCUGUAACUUGUUUGUACUGAGGCAACUUUUAUACUUUCAAUGUAUCAUUUAAUAAAAAAAAAAUUGAGCAACUCA
Molecule: messenger RNA, 2270 nt
Organism: Lemur catta (Ring-tailed lemur)
Lineage: Eukaryota; Metazoa; Chordata; Mammalia; Primates; Lemuridae
Gene: CEP20
Product: centrosomal protein 20
Exons: 5
Coding region: 60-584 (174 amino acids)
Biological process (GO): microtubule anchoring; cilium assembly
Cellular component (GO): ciliary basal body; centrosome; motile cilium
Molecular function (GO): protein binding
Source: RefSeq, a predicted model, not a curated record